UUAAACGCAAAACAAACUCGUACUAAGGAAUCUGAUAGUACAAGGAGCAAUGACGUAAAUACAUAGGUACUGAAGUGGAGUGUCACGCAUGCGCAUAUUGGGGUUUGAUUUGAGAUUUUUAAACAUUUUUAAAAGCUGUCUUGUUGAAAAGUCAUUGUCCUCAAUCCGGAGUCUAUAGGCUAAGACGUCGAUGCUGGAAAUAACGAUACUUUUAGAAAAUAGGGUUAAUUAUAAAACUAAUCCUAUUUGUAGAUUGUUAUCUACUAAUUUACUAAACAUUUUAUUUUUCAAAUCAUGUUUCAAAGUACUUCCGGUUAUAUUCCGGUUAAAUUCUGGCAACCCUUUAAAAUAAACGUCACUUUCAAUUCUGUCAGACCAUGCACUGUGGUUAAAUUUUGUUAAAUUGUAGACAAAAAAAAAUCGUAUUUAUUGCACUGAUUUUUGUUUUUAUCUGAUGAUUUUUUUUUUACCUAGAUGCAUGGAUGGAGGCAGCUAGUUUCCGGGUAACUUGUGAGAUUACUGCUAACAGUAAUCUUAGUGAGCCCCAGCGGUGCAUUUUUUAUGUGGUUUUUCGGUAGGUUAAACCUAUUCCCUGAUUUGUUGUAUUAGUUUAAUCAAAAAUCAAGUUAGUGUUUUGAGUUAUUUUUUAUUGUUAAUUUUAUUAUUUUAUUCACCACCAGAAUUAUUUAGGUAAUUAGAUAGGUUUUGUUGAUUAAAUGUAACAUACCCACCUACAUUAUACCUACAAACAAGAAAAAUAAGUGUAAUAUUGGGUACUUACAAUACCUGCCUACUCUUCCCUUUUUUGUUUUUGAAUUGUACCAAAUGGCACCAAUGUGCAAUGUGCGUCCUUCCUUUUCCGGUGGGUGUCGCUGUCGCUCACCAGGUAUCGCUAGUAGUUCGGUCGAUCGAUAAAAUAAGAAAUCAAAAUAAUGCGAUGGGCGAUCGCGAUGGCGUACGUAAUACCAAACUCUGUUUCCAUAAGUGUACCAACUGUGCAGGCGAUGGUCACCGGCAUAACUACGAAGUAAGAAUAUUCACUGACCAUUAAAGUAAAAUGAUAAAGUACCUAACUAGUUUGGUAUAUUUCUUUACAUACAAAAUUAAACCGAGUGUUACAAUACUAUGAACAAGUUAAAAGUAUAGAUCGCCUAUUCGUCAUACCUGUACAGCGUCGAGUGAAUUCCAGCUGUCUACUCCAAAACAGUAAAAAUGGCCGAGAUGAACUGGAAACCUGAUGAGCCUGGUCCUUCAAGACCUGUGUGGAGACCAGCUAGAGCACUAGCAGCAGCACCAGUCGGGGCGCCUGAGGGAGCACUUGCUGCGGCAUCUGAAGAAGCAUUCAUUGAAGCGUGGUUUGAAUACCUUCCCCCUGAAAUGGUGGAACAAAUUCUAAGACACCUCCCACCAAAAUAUCUUGUUCGUUCUCGAUUAGUAUGUUCUAGAUGGAGGUACAUAAUUAAUCAUAUUAUGAAAAACCAGAUGUAUUGGUCAAAACAUUGCAAGACCGAGUUCAAGAACCUAUAUGAGACUGCUCGAGAGAAAUCAUACCCCGUUAUUGGGUGGCGUGAUCUUUAUCGCUCAUUAAGUUCGUGGAAAUUACUCAGGAAUGCUACUGAAACUAUCACCGAAUUUUUACACUCAACAUGCAGACCUGAAGAUUUGCGCUAUUUUAAACUAUUGUCUCAUGGCAUUUUAGCAGUGCAUAGAAUUGGCUCAAUAGUUUUCUAUGACAUAAAUACCUUAACAGAAUCCACUACAAGAAGUAGCAUUGUUGGUAGAUUUCAGAGGUACUCUGAAAACGAAGAUUUUAUAAUAACACUUGGACUAGAAAUGCAGUUGCAUAUCACUAAAAAAGAUCCUGAAAAUCAACAGCCAAUCCCACGUUCCUACGAAAACGUGAAACUGUUUAUCUUGACAAAGACUACUCUUUAUUUCGUUAAUUUUCUAAAUGAUAUAUUCUGUUGUCAUCUAGAUUCUGAAAACAUUGUUGCCAAUAAUGUGACACAUAUGGGGGAAGAAAUAAUGAACAUCAGUUUUUGUGAUGGCACUCUUAACAUCCUCACUCAUCACCGCAGAAUAUAUUCAUUAAUAAAUGGGCGAAUUGUAUUGAAAGUAAUUCUUUACAGAAAUAGUAAUAUGUUACACGAUUUGAAUCGAUUUAAUUUCCUUAAAUAUAUGGAUUGGCAGAUUUUCUUUCAGUGGAUAUUAGGCAUGCAAAUCAUUUUUCCAAAUGCACCACUAAGGGAUAUAGUUAUUAUGAAGUCCUAUGGAAGAGCAUACUUUGUGGGCUUUUAUGAUGGAGUCCUUAACAUCUACUUUUCAACUCGGAACCUAAAUGAGUUUAACAUAUUUAAACGUCGACCAGUAAAACAAUACAACUUUGGCGAAUAUAGUGGCGAUCCUCCAGAAACAGUCAACAAAAUCCUGAAUGUAGACGUUGUAGAGAAGCCAUUUGGCCACUUAGUUUUUGUGGCAUUGCCCAAAAACAUGGUAUGCAUUAAACUGUCCCAUAAUUUUGAGACUGAAUUGUCACGAGUAGUUGUUGACAAUGACUGAUAAAGAGUUAAUGACUAAUGAGUAAUACAAGUAACAUAGUAUGAAAUGAAAUAGCUAAAUUAAUUUGGAAAGUAAGAUUUCGGAUUUAUUUUUUACAAGAAGUCAACAACAACAAGUACAUCACAGACUUUUAAAUGUAAAGCUUUAUUUUUUAUUUCAUUUACUAAUUGAGUAAUAGAUAUAGUACUUAUGUUUCUAAUUAUAUUAAUUAUUGAAAUCCUUUAUAUUUCAUCUAUAUUUACCAAAGAUUAUUUAUUUAAAUCAUUAUUAUAUUUAAGUACCUAUGUAGGUACAGAAGCUAAAUGAAUAAACAAAAUAGCAAAAUAUACACAAAUUGUAAAAAAACAGCAUAAAUCUUUUAUGGAAAUUUAGAGUACUUAUAUACAGUCAAAUAAUUUGAUGCUCUGGUUAAGUUUUUCAUUGAGUUAAACGUGAAGAUGGAUAGUUUACUGUGAGUGUAUGGUUUUAUUGUUAUAAAUGUUUAUUUUUAUUGUUUAUUAUAUAGAUUAUACACAUAGUUGGUAGGAUGCUAAUGUCUAACAACAGGCCUAUCAGUAUUAUUUUAUAUUUCAUAUUAUACCCACCCAUUGUUACUGUAGUAGUACCUAUCUUAACGAAUUAAAUUAUCUACCUAUCUUUAACUAUCUUAUAAGUUAAAAAAUGUCUGUGAUUUUGUGUAAGAAAAAUAUCAAAGGCUUAUCCAUAAUAAAAUUAGGUAAUUCUAGUCACUAAGCAAUUAUUUGGAUUAUGUUCUAGUUUCCAGUACACUCAAUGUUUACUUUGUUAGUUGCAAUUGCAAUGUUAAUACCUGCUGAAUCAAUUGAAAGUAUAUAUGGCAAGAAAGUGACAAAUGGCCAUGGCCAACUCAACAAUAUCGUUAUAAUAGUAUAUAUUUUAAUGAUUAAAUUAUCAAUGUGUAGUUGAUGUAUUUCUGUGUAAAUUAAAUACUUAUUAAUGUACUCAUCUGAUAAAUCAAAUUCAUGUUUUACUAGUACAUAGAUUAAUUAUUACAUACAUAGCAUUUAUGCUUCAGACAUUUUCCCAUUUUACCUAACGCUGGGUAAUAAUGUAGUUGAUAGUUAACUAUUGUUAAAAUUAUAUGUCUGCUAUUUAAUAUUAUACAUGUAGUUGAUAGUUAACGUCUAUUAAAUUAUAUGUCUGCUAUUUAAUAUUAUAUAUGAUUGUUUUUCAAGUUAGUAAUUUUCAUGUACUUAAAAUUGUACAUCAUAGAUACUGCAAAACGGUGAGAAUAGGGAAUGAGAGGUGAAUAGAUAGUAUGAUGAAUUUCCCAAUGCAAUUGGCACCUCUCUCUUGUCCCUGUUUACCAUUUCAUACCUAUUCACCCCGUUUUACUAGGUAAAUGUAUUUUAUCAAAAGACUUACCACCUAAUUGGCGCAGGUAUCCAUAUCUAUAUAUAUAAUAAAUAUUAAUGAAAAAUGGGUGUUACACUUAUAAAGUGGUAUACAAUAUUCUAUGCCUACUAUUUUGAGGCAUUAAGUGUUAAAUGUUUUAAUGUAUAUGUAAUUUGCCCCCUCAAUGACUAAGGGCAUUUGCAAACGUUAGUUAAUUAAGAUUUUAUUGAUCUCGAUGUUAGACAAUGGAAAUUAGAGACUUAAAUGUACCUAAGUAUAAAUUAGUAUGUAAGUUCAAAUUAUACAUUAUAUUAGACUAUAAUUGCAUCAAUAUAUAAAUGUGCAAAUAUGUAUGUGGUCCUUGUGAAACAAUUGAAAUUAUCCGGGUAAAAUACCUAUUUUAAUUAAUUGAAUUAUGUGUCUGUAUUAUAAGUUUUUAUAUGUAUAUUUUUUUUAUGAUAAUCUGUAAUCAAAUCUUAUCCGAUCCAGCUAUCGUUAUGGCUGAGAAGCUUACACUUGUAAAUUUUAUUAUGCAUGCAACAUUAUGUAACAUGGUGCUUAAAGGUGGCCAUACGGACUUCGCAUUGAAACGACGUAACCCCAUCGAAUUUAGGCAUGUUCAAAUUGUCUUGACGAGUAAUUUGUCUUGCAAUGGCAUGGUAACCAGGGUCUGAUGAUGAGAGCUGGAAGGUGGCCUUAGGAAUUUUGUAACGAAAAGACGAAAUCUCAUUGAGUUUAGGUUCCUUGGUCUUAACGAAAACUAGGUAUUGUAGAUGGUUAAGGUCUGGUUUGGUGAUGGAUGUGUGGUCGCCAAGAACUCUGUAAUAAAACUGCGCAAUCCUGUCGAGUUUCGUCUCAUUUCAUCUUGGCGAGGACUAUGAGGGUACUAAAGACGGUGGAAUGAAAGAUGACCGAUAGGAACUAUGUAACUGCGACACAACCCCAUCAAGUAUGGGCUCGUUUUAUUCGCGAACUGAAAUGAAAUGAACCCGAAUUCGCGCAAUGACAAGGUAUUUUAUUUUAUCGUUAUUUUAUGGUUAUUGCCAUUAUUCAAUUUUAAAUAAUUGUUUGCUUGUGUAAAGUUAGCGUUAGAAUAAGAAAAAUAAAUUGUGUUGAUAGUACCUAUCUAUUAACUAUAAGUGAAGUGACAAAUAAUUAUGUACUUAAUGAAAUAAUUUUUCCUAUCACGGUUUUAUAGAUUUUUAUCAGUUUUGUUUUUAUAUUUUAUUAACAAUAAGAGCCAGUUUUACAUUGGCGGCUGGUUAAAAAUCUCAGUUAGUUUAUAGUACCUAUUGUUAAAGCUCAAAAAGUUAAUUGACAUGUUAGACAUGAACAAAGUUACCCAACACUGGUGUAUUAUAGAGUUUUAUGCCAUUCUAUUACUAUUUACUUACUACAGAAUUCAUUGUACGCUUAGACCUAGAUGUUAUCAUGUAUUAAAAUUAAAGAUUAAAUGUAAUACUCGUAA
Molecule: messenger RNA, 5380 nt
Organism: Spodoptera frugiperda (fall armyworm)
Lineage: Eukaryota; Metazoa; Arthropoda; Insecta; Lepidoptera; Noctuidae
Exons: 2
Coding region: 1213-2559 (448 amino acids)
Molecular function (GO): protein binding
Source: RefSeq, a predicted model, not a curated record